Messenger RNA from Papaver somniferum (opium poppy), 1556 nucleotides. Its product is annotated as ubiquitin carboxyl-terminal hydrolase 6-like. NCBI's taxonomy places the organism in Eukaryota, Viridiplantae, Streptophyta, Magnoliopsida, Ranunculales, Papaveraceae. The coding region runs from base 470 to 1438 and encodes 322 amino acids. Gene Ontology annotation, molecular function: proteasome binding; cysteine-type deubiquitinase activity. The record is from RefSeq and is a predicted model, not a curated record. The transcript has 10 exons. Gene Ontology annotation, biological process: regulation of proteasomal protein catabolic process; proteasome-mediated ubiquitin-dependent protein catabolic process; protein deubiquitination.
UCCCUCCAGAAUCCCAGAUCUAACUUCCCCUUUUUUGUUUCCAUGGAGGACGAUCAAAAGCAAUCCAUUCCUAAAUCAAGGCCCGAAGAAGAGAAUAGGCAACAUUUUUUGGAUUAUGAAUUCGUACGUCCUAAAACCUCUUCGAUUCUAACUCAUGAAAAGGUCCAUUUCUUCUACAAGCUUCACUCGUAUCUUCUGAAUGAAAAUGUGAACGUAGAGAACGGGUUUCAUUUUAAUGAAGCUCAGCUGGAGAAUUUCAUAUCUAAAUUUUGGGGUACAGAGGUGAAGAAAAGGCCAUAGUGGAUGAACUUCAGUACUUUCGAUGCUUUCACAGCAACACUAGUACACUACAAACAUAUAAUUUUGAGUAUGAUGACAGAACUGGUCAUCUCAGCUGGAGACACAACUUGUUCACCAGAGAUGACCCUACUUUCCAGAUGAUUGUACACAGUAAGAAGGGAGUGAUGAAAUGCCCCUUCCAAAAGCGGUUUCACCUCCAGCUGAUGAUGUUAUUAAAGCUGUACAUCUUCUCGAAAAAACUAUUCAGACUAUUCAAUUAGGGGUGACAAGUAUUACGCAAGAGCUUUCUCAGCAAGAAAAGGAAUUGAGUAGCGCAAAAGAACAGUUAACGCAACUAAAGAAGCUCAUUACAGGACAGAAGGUGGUUCCACAUUUGGAUAGAUCGAAAAAGCCGACUAAAAACAGAGCAUUUCAAGUUAGUGCUGAUGCUGGUUUGGUUAUUUUGGGAAAAACUUGUUAUAUGAAUUCUACAUUGCAAUGCUUGAAUGCUGUACCUGAAUUGAAAUUAGAGCUGAAUAAGUAUCAUGGUCGCAAGAUGCCAAAUAACUCUUCCCAUCUUCUCACUGUGGCAACUCUCGAUCUAUUUGCUGAGUUAUAUCGCACAAAAGAACCUGUCCACCCGAGGAAGUUUUGGAAGGAAUUUCGAAAUAAGUAUCCAGAAUAUGACAAGAAGCAGAAUGGUUCCUUCAUGGAACAGGAUGCUGUUGAAUUUUGGAUGAAAAUCAUGGAAACUCUUUCAGAUUCUCUUGGAAACCCAAAUAACAGUGAACAUCCUGAAGCUCUGAAGAGACUCUUUGGAAUUGUUUUAUUGAGCAGCUUGCAUCAUGAAUCUGGGGAGAAAAACUCAGAUAGAGAGUUUUCGUACAUGCUUGACUGCGAUAUCUCGCCUAAAGUGAAACAUCUGCUCGGGGGAUUAAAGCAUGGUCUGAAACAUCUAAAAGACUCAGUCAUUGAUGAAUUACCAAGAAAGUGGAAUACCCACUGGAGUUGGAUGUUUAUGAUCUGUGCUCACCCGAACUUCGAAAAAAACUGGAAGCUCGGCGCAAGCUUUUUGAUGAAGGAAAGAAAAAUGGUUCAAGAAUUUUGGACAAAAACCUCAAAGAGACUGAAGUCAGGGUGCUCGACUCAGAGGUAUUGAGUCAUAUCCUUGAGCAGUUAAAUAUAGCAUGCCGUGAUCCCAAAAUUCGUUUUGCAAGCAUACAGAGCGCAGUAACAAGGGUCAUAUUUUUGCAAGUAGCUGAACGGGGUAUCACGAA